Molecule: messenger RNA, 3751 nt
Organism: Dicentrarchus labrax (European seabass)
Lineage: Eukaryota; Metazoa; Chordata; Actinopteri; Moronidae
Gene: tyw1
Product: tRNA-yW synthesizing protein 1 homolog (S. cerevisiae)
Exons: 16
Coding region: 84-2336 (750 amino acids)
Biological process (GO): wybutosine biosynthetic process
Molecular function (GO): FMN binding; catalytic activity; 4 iron, 4 sulfur cluster binding
Source: RefSeq, a predicted model, not a curated record
CUCAGCGGCCAAACAACAUGGUGGCGCACAGUACCAGCUGAAGAGGUCUGUGUAAUUUUAAUAUAAGGUAGCCACUUGCAGCGAUGCCGAAUUUAUUCGUACUCAUCUCUCUCUUCGUAUGUGGCGUGUCUACCUCGGACAGUAAAGUGUCCCAGAAUGCACACAGUCCCAGUGAGAGCUACUUAAUGUCGGUAUGGAGCAACAGGCUGUAUCUGUAUUCAGCUGCUGCACUGGUGUUUGGCAUCUGGCUCUCACUGAAGAUGGCACUGAAGAAGAAAAGCUUCCCCAAAGACGUCGGCACGUUGGUCUACAAAGCUGUGAAGAAGGAUGACAGGGACGCUGUAGUUCAUGUGUCAGGGGUUAAAAUCUUCUACGGCUCACAAACCGGAACAGCGAAGGCAUUUGCAAAAGAGCUGUCAGAGGAGGUGAAGGCCUCGGGUAUACCAGCAGAGGUGAUUGACAUGAAGGACUACGAUCCAGACGAUCAACUUGCUGAUGAGUGCACCAACAAGGCGGUCUGCGUCUUUCUUGUGGCCACCUACACCGACGGGCAGCCCACAGAGAACGCUGAGUGGUUCUGCAAGUGGUUGGAGGAGGCGUCCACUGACUUCAGAUACGGGAAGACCUACCUCAAAGGCCUCAGAUAUGCAGUGUUCGGUCUUGGCAACUCUGUCUAUGUUGGCCACUAUAAUACAGUGGGUAAAAACGUGGACAAAUGGCUGUGGAUGCUGAGUGGCAUGCGAAUCAUGACCAGGGGAGAGGGAGACUGCAAUGUGGUGAAGAGUCGUAAUGGCAGCAUCCAGGCAGAUUUCCUGGCCUGGAAGGUCAAGUUCCUGAACCGCCUUCAGGCUCUGGCGAAGGGUGAGAAGAAGACUUGCAGUGGGAACUGUAAGACUGGAGGCUCCUGUAAGAACAAGAGGAAAGAGGGACAUGAGCAGGAGGAGGAGGAGGAGGAGGAAGCUCAGCAGAAUAACAGCUCUGAGGAGGAUCUGAUGGAGUCCAGCAGUGAUGAGGAGGAGUCUGGCCUGCAAGAUGAGAAAAAAUCAGGUUCAGUGGUUGACAUGGAGGAUCUGGGCAACAUCAUGAGCAGUGUCAAGAAAGCGAAGAGCAAACAGGAGGGUGGAGGAGACGGUCACAUGGUGAAGCUAUCAAAGAUGAAUGGAUUGAAGAAGACUGAAGAUGAAGGGGAAAGAAGAGAGAUGAUCACCCCUGCCCUUAGAGAAGCUCUGACAAAGCAAGGAUACAAACUAAUUGGUAGUCACUCAGGAGUAAAGCUUUGUCGGUGGACCAAGUCUAUGUUGCGUGGGAGAGGAGGCUGUUACAAGCACACUUUCUAUGGUAUUGAGUCCCACCGGUGCAUGGAAACUACUCCCAGCCUUGCCUGUGCUAACAAGUGUGUCUUCUGCUGGAGGCAUCACACCAACCCCGUGGGCACAGAGUGGCGCUGGAAGAUGGACCCUGCUGAGACAAUCCUGCAGGAUGCCUUGGAGAAGCACCAGAACAUGAUUCGACAGUUCAGAGGUGUCCCUGGAGUGAAGCCCGACCGGUAUGAGGAGGGCUUGGCAGUCAAGCACUGUGCCCUGUCCCUGGUGGGUGAGCCAAUAAUGUACCCCGAAAUCAACACCUUUAUCCGCCUCCUCCACUCUCACCACAUUUCCAGUUUCCUGGUCACCAAUGCACAGUUCCCACAGGAAAUCAGGAGCCUGGUGCCAGUCACUCAGUUGUAUGUUAGUGUGGAUGCCAGCACCAAAGACAGUCUGAAGAAGAUUGACCGGCCACUUUUCAAAGACUUCUGGCCACGCUUCCUGGACAGCCUUAGGGCCCUGGGAGAGAAGAGACAGAGGACGGUGUACAGACUGACUCUGGUGAAGUCCUGGAACGUGGAGGAAAUGCAGGCCUACUCGGAACUCAUUGCAUUAGGCCAGCCGGACUUCGUUGAGGUCAAGGGAGUGACGUACUGCGGUGAAAGCUCUGCAAGCAGUCUGACCAUGGCUAACGUCCCCUGGCACCAGGAAGUGGUUGCCUUCGUCCAGCAGCUGACUGACAUGUUGCCACAGUAUGAGAUCGCCUGCGAACACGAGCACUCCAACUGUCUGCUCAUCGCACACACCAAGUUCAAGGUGGAUGGCGAGUGGUGGACAUGGAUCGACUAUGAGCGUUUCCAGGAGCUGGUCCAGGCUCACGAGGAGAGUGGGGGACAGCAGAGCUUCUCAGCCUUGGACUACAUAGCCAAGACUCCCAGUUGGGCUCUGUUCGGAGCCCAUGAACAAGGUUUUGACCCUGCUGACACGCGUUUCCAACGUCGCAACAAAACCAAAGACAUUUCAGGGUGCUGAUAGCUGAGAAAGAGAGGUAGUAUGAAUAGAUCGAAUGCGGAUCUCUAAAAGAUGAUAAAGAAAGUAAAGUUCAAAGUUUUUAUUCCCAUCCUCUUUGAGUUUUAAUGCUUCCUUUCGCUGAACGUUUUUUUUUGCUAUCCACAGCUGGCCUCAUUCUCAUGUGAACUCUUGUCAUGUCUCUUCAAUUUGGAAACCCAAAUUUGAUUGGCUUGACCUCCAAGAUGAGCCAAAAACCUGCCAGAAUCAAUUCAUUCACCCUUAUUCUCUAGACAUUCCCCAUCACAUUUACUUUAAGUAAAUAGAUCUUUGAUAUUUCCCUCUUUUUUUUAAGCCAAGGUCAUUAUUCUAAUGUCAGUGGCUUUGAUCUGUACAACCAUCUGGCAGCACUUGGAAGGUUUUACACUGUGGAUGCUGAACCUGGCUGUGGCUACAUCAACAACCUUGUUACUGACAUUUUUUUAGGAUCCAGGUUCUGCUGUACUGCUCAGGACAUGAUUAGCAUGUAAGGAGUAGCUCUUCUCCUCAUGUCGUCUGUGGGAGCGGCACAUCUUUCCCAGACACCUUUGCUCUUCCUCCCACUCAUUAGGACAGUGGUUGUUUUUACUUGGCGGUGAGAGACUUGAGCUAUGAGAGAAGAGCAUCAAGGCUACAUCUCCACUGGGAGAGUCGAGCUUCUUAUUGCACUCUUUGUCUUUUUGUUUUGUGUUUUGUUUUUUAGUCCAAAGGUUGCACUGUUGCACUGUUGCACAUUCCCAGCAGUGUCAGUUUUGCUUGGUUUCUAUGCUCUGAGCCUGGGUGGUAGAAAAUAUUCCAGCUUUUUAAUAGUUUGGCCAGCUUUGCUUUAGAUGAGUGAAAACUGGGUAUUAUUUAAAAAAAAAAAAAAAAAAAAUUGAAAAUAUAAACAUUUUGGGUGUGACAGCUUUUGCUGUGGGGGAUGGAUGAUGUCAUCUUUAAUCUGUAACAUGAAUUGCAAUCACCAUAUUCUCAGGCAACGUGAAGUCUCAUAUCUUUAUAUUGAUUUAUCUUCUUAGUUAAAUGGAUGAAACGGGGCACAAAGAUAAAUUAACUGCUGAUGUACAAUGCAUUUAAAAUAUUCAUCCAACACCCAAAUGUAUAUUGUCUGAUCUGCCUUCAGCCACAAUCCAGGAUAAGAUGUGAGUAUGAAAAACAUCACGGUGGGUGGUGAUGUAGCAUCAUAUGCGUCUAAGCGUGCCAGUCCAGCGUGCCAGAUUAAAGCCGUUACUGAUAUUUUAGUAAAUCUAGAUGUAAAAAUCAAGUCCAUUUUAAUUUGUUUUAUUUGAUUGUAAAUCCAGAUGUAAACGUUUGAGUCCAUUUUGAUUUGAUUUGUAACGUCUCCAAUGUUGCAGCACCUCCCUGUUGGGAGAAAUAUCACUGUAAUAAAUGUAUUUGGAAUA